Messenger RNA from Anthostomella pinea, 1659 nucleotides. The record is from the annotation of a GenBank genome assembly. Lineage: Eukaryota; Fungi; Ascomycota; Sordariomycetes; Xylariales; Xylariaceae.
AUGACUUCCUCUCCCGCCAAAGGCAUCGAGGCCUCAGCAGCUGCAGCCGAGCCCACGCUGCCACCUGUCUCUACCUCGACCUCAAGUGUACUUGGAGUAAAGCGUCCUGCUGCCUCUUUGCUGCCAGCAUUCGAACUCUCCUCUUCGCCGGGCCUCCCGCGGCCUCUGAAGCGGCAGGCUCGAGAUGGGUCCAUCGGGUCAAGUGCUUACCUCAAAUAUCCCACUCCCAUCCCGACUUCUAGCACCGGCAUCCUCUCGUCGUCUCCCCCACUCGUCCAAUCAUCGAGACCGGGCCUGGCACGUACAAUAUCCUCCGUGUCAGAGAGAGCACCGCUGUCGGCCGUUCCUUCUGUCGACCUCAACGAGAACGGCGAAAUGCUCCUCAUGGGCCGCUCGAGUAACUCCUCCCACUUCCAAUUGACCAACAAUCGUCUGGUAUCACGUAUCCACGUCAAGGCCCAAUACAUCCCCGCCUCCUCCCUCCUCGAACCGAACAAAGUAGAGAUCAUCUGCAAUGGCUGGAACGGAUUGAAGUUGCAUUGCCAGGGAAGAACAUGGGAGCUGGCAAAGGGGGAUACCUUCACUUCGGAAACCGAGAACGCCGAGAUCAUGCUGGACGUGUUGGACGCGAGAGUCAUGGUCCAUUGGCCCAAGAGGGACCGUCAAGAGUCUGUCGCCAACCUGUCAGACUCGUCUUGGGACGAGUCGCCGCGGUCGAGACCUCGUGCCGCCGCGUCAGACCUUUUGCAGUUCAGUCCACUUCGACGGCAGACGCGUAUCAAGUCGCCAGAAUCGCCCACGCCUGCCAAGAAAACGUCUUCAUCCAGUCUGGACGACCUGCUGUCACCCAACGACACUACCGAGUCGGUCCCCAUUUACGAGGACCCGAGUGCGGACGAGCAAGAGCUUCCACAGUUAGCCCCAGACGUGGAUGCCUCAUUCGCCCAGACCGAGAUCAACAACAGCUUCUCAAGUGACCUCAGUGAACCGGAUGACGACAACGAUCCUGACGAGGAGAAUGAUCCCAUUGUCCAUUCCUUCGGACCGUUUGGCGCGAACCUCUCCAACCGUCUGGCGGCCUUCACGGCGGAGUCGCCUACGCGGCCGUCCCGUGUACCGUCUGGCGAUAUGACAGCCAUGGACUCAGAAGAGUCGGAGGAGUCACUUAACCCCAGCAUCGACGUAGCUGCAGUGACCAACCACCUGGUCAACCAACUUGCAUUUUCCCGAUUAUCGUCAACGCCUCUGUCUGCUAUCAUGAACAACCUCCCUGCCGAAGAGAAGAAAGACUUGACGAAACCUGAGCUGCGGCGCAUCAUCGAAUCGACGACCUGUAUUGGUACCAUUACCCGGCAGGGAAAGGACGCGGCCGGUAAGCCGUUGGAGAGUGAGUAUUACUACACACCCGAGCUCGACACCGACGACUCGAGACGCAUCGCUGUAACAGAUGGCUUGCGGAAGCCAAGCCUCAGAGCUUGUAGGAAACAGCACAAGGUACUUACUCGUCCACAACUCACCGUUAGUGAUCCUGAGAUAUUGACCACAACUAGCAAUAUUAUUGGAAGCGGCCAAAGACUCCUUGAACGAUUCCUUGGGCCGGAGAGGAGGGGAAAAUUGGUGUGGUGGUUGGAUCCGAUGGUCUUCUUGGCUCUGCCUUGA